Boleophthalmus pectinirostris (great blue-spotted mudskipper) is the source of this 7302-nucleotide messenger RNA. It is a transcript of the gene armc5, whose product is annotated as armadillo repeat containing 5. The record is from RefSeq and is a predicted model, not a curated record. Gene Ontology annotation, biological process: anatomical structure morphogenesis. Bases 339 to 3752 code for a protein of 1137 amino acids. Gene Ontology annotation, cellular component: cytosol. The transcript has 11 exons. Lineage: Eukaryota; Metazoa; Chordata; Actinopteri; Gobiiformes; Gobiidae. Gene Ontology annotation, molecular function: protein binding.
CGCCGCGCCCUUCAGCCCGUGCUCCCGCCCCUCGUCGUCCCCGUGUGUUGUUUGGCUAAAGAUGGCGUUAAGUGCUAGCUUCAGUUUGUUUCACCAAAGAGUCCGGCCCGUGCCUCCACAACACUGACAAAACAGUAACUCAGAACGAUAUUCAGCAGGGAAAUAUGUUACACUGUCGAUUUAUAUGUGCGAACGGUCAUUAGGACGGAGAGAAUUCGUGUUUUUCAGGAUGUAGGCCCGAUUCGGGAGCGGACGGAAGCAAACGGAACUCCAUUUCCCGGGAGGCACUGCGGCAUCAGCUGAUUUUUAAAAGAGAAAAGGAGAAGAAUCAUCUGGAAAUGGCGUCGGUGUCGGGAGGCGAUCGUAAACUCAAACCUUCUUCUUCCAAAGAUCCGGAGCUGUCUCUCUCCUGGUGCCUCUCCAAACUGCCCAAAAAGCCCCACAGCCCCAAAGACCUGGACAAACGCGCCAGGAUGGCCCAGUGGCGCGCCCUGGUGGCCAUACGCACACACCACAUCAAGGGCCACAGGUCGUCCAUCGCUCGGUUCAGGCGCGAGGGCGGACUCGGACCGCUCCUGGAGCUGCUCAAACAGCCCGACUGCAACCGGAAAACUCUGGACCUGGCCCUGAGCAUUCUGGGUAACUGCUGCACCGAGAGGGAGACGUGCGCUCAGGUUCGCAAACUGGAUGGAAUCAACAUAAUCGUGGACAUCAUGAGGAGGCAGGUGGCGCUGGUGUCCGUGCAGAACAGAGCCGCUCGAGCUCUGGGAAACCUCGCCAUGGACCCAGAGAACACUGCCCUGAUCCACACAGCCGGUGGUGUUCCUCUGCUCCUUCUCUGUGUCUCUCAGUCUUCCUCCUCUCCCACCUCUUCCUCCUCUUCCUCUCCUGGAUCCUUCUCUCCCUCUCCCCCCUCCACCCCCGACAGCACCGCGACUACAAGUACAAGUACUUCUCUGAUGAGUACUUCUUCUGGGACGAGUACUUGUGCGGCCGCGUCCUCGUCUCCUGAGUGCAGCGCUGGUUUUGAAUGUGCUCAGUCUGCGUCCCGCGCUCUGCUGUACCUGUGCGACACGCCGGCCCACCGCCUCUCGCUCCUCUCACAGGGGGCGCUCACGUCUCUGGCCCCGCUCCUGUCGCCUGAGCUGCCCUUCGCCCUCCGCCGCGCCGCCCUCCGCGCCGUCCACGAGCUGACGCGGGGCUGCGGCGUGGAGUGCGCCCGGCAGGUGGUCCGCUCCGGGCUGCUGCCGCGGCUCGGGGCGCUGGCGUCCGGAGACGAGGAGGAAGAGGAAGAGGAGGAGAAGACGAUGGAGGAGCUGGCGCUGAAGACCCUCGCCAAUGUGUGCGCUCAGGGCUGCCUGCGCCCCCUGGUGGGCUCUCUGGGCGUGAUCCGGCGGUUCUGCGAGGAGGCGAAGAAGGACGCGCUGAAGUCGUCCAUGUUUUUCAAAGCGCUGUGUCUCUGCUGCAAAGAGGCCGUGAACAGAGCCAAAGUGAAGGACUGCGGAGGUCUGGAGCUCCUCACGGGAUUCAUCUCCACGCAUCAGGACCACCCCCUGUCCAGAAUGGCGAUCUGGGCGUGUGUGGACUUUGUGUUUGACGAGGUCGCCAUGGAGACGCUGCAGGAGGCGGGGCUGGUGGCGGCGCUGGUGGAGCGGUUGGUGCGUCUGUGUAAAGGCUCGCAGCUGCCCCCUGGUGACGCAGCGAGGGACUGCAUGGACUCGUUCGACUUUCCCCCUCCGGAAGAGAAGAAGGAAACUCUGUGCUCCAGCAGCUUCCUCAGCCUCAGGUCGUGGUUAUUGUCUGAAGGCCUCAUCUCGUCUGAGGGAGAUCUGCUGGACUCCUCCUCCACCGACAGGGACACCGAGUGGAGCGGGCUGCACCUGUCCUCUGCUUCACCUGCCACUAACUCUACAACUGCUACUAUUACAACUACUGCAACUACUCCAAAUACUCCAACUACUACUACACCUACCUCCUCCAGCAGCCUUAAGCCUCUUCUCCUCUCACCUGUUUCCUCCUCCACCCCCAAUCCCCACGACCCCACCUGUAAAAACCCCUCCCCCUCCUCUUCCUCCUCUUCCUCUUCCUCUUCCUCCUCUUCUUCUUCUGCACCUGCCUCCAGUUCUUCCAAAACCCCCGUCUCCCCGUCGAAGUUCAAGCUGGGCUCUCCUCAGCGCCGAAAACAGCGAGAUCGAGCGUCCAUCCUGAAGCUCCCGAUCGAGACUCCGCCCUCCGUGAGCCGCCCGGCGUCGUACCACCCGUACCACCCCGAGCCCUGGACCCCGGAGUCGCCCAUCCUCCUGCUGCUGUCGCGCUUCUCGCACGUGUCGGACCCGAGCGCGGCGCUGGUGAACACGGCGGUGAUGUCGGCGCUGCUCCUGUACCUCACGAGUCACCCGGACCCGAGCGCGCGCUGCUUCAGGCUCCUCCUCAGGCUCAGCGAAAACCCAAACUGUCUCCAGGCCCUGGUGAGGAGCGGCACCGCGGCCAUGAUGCACUACCAGCUCUGCGGGAGGGGCGAGGGGGCGAGGGCCACCGCGGCCGACGGCGAGGAGAGAGACGAGCCGAGGCAGAGCCAGCGUGUCAAGGAAAAAGUCCGACAACUCGGUCAGAGCCUCCUGUCCAACCUGCAGCUCCAGUCUGAGGGAGCCUUCGGAGCCGGAGUCCUGAGCCACCUGCUCCUGUCCGGCUCCGAGUCUGACCGGCUCCACAGCGCCCUCUGUCUGCCACUGCUCACCAGUAACAAGUGUCUGUUGAAGAAGCUCCUGCUGGACGGCGGCGGGCUGCACUUCGCUCUUCAGCCUCUGGGCGGCGACGCUGAGGGCGACUCUCCCAAGUGCCCCUUGCUCUACCUCCCCCUGCUGGCCGGCUGCCUCACCGCGCUCACCUCGGGCUUAAAACCCCCCGACCAAUCACGCUUCAGCCUGACCCGCCCCGACUCCGCCCACACCUCCUCUCCCCCAGUCAAGAAGCCCCGCCUGGCCCCGCCCCCCUGCCCGUACCGCCGUGCCACCUUCGACCUCAGCUUCCUGUUGGACGGGGGCGAGCGGCUGCCGGCCAACCGCGACGCCGUGUCCGGGGACGACGGCGCCAGCGAGUAUUUCCGCGCGCUCCUGAGAGGCGGAUUCGGCGAAGCGAGCAGCCGGGACGCCAUCGCCAUCAAGGACGUGAGCGUCGCCGCGCUGGCUCCCGCGCUCCACCACCUCCACGGCUGUCGCUUCGUCGCCGCGGCAACGGAGAAGUGCCAAACCCUGGACGCUUUGGUUCGCGGGGAGACGAGCGAGAACGGAAAACGGUUUGAGGAAACGCGCCUGGGCAAAGCGAUGGUCGGCGCGUGUCGGUUUUUAGUCGCCGAUUUGCAGAAGGAGCUGGAGGAGGUUUGCGUCGCUUUGCUCGUGUCCGGUUUGGAGAAUUUCGACAAAGACAAAAGUGAUUCUGAAAUAGACUCGAGUCUGGAUUUGAAGUCUCAAAAGCGAAAAUGCGCCGACGAAGCUUCAGGUAAAAGCGCAGCGGCAGGCGGCGGCUGGAUUCUGAGGCGUCUUCCGCAGAUGUACCGGUUCUGUCAGAGGUACAGUUACUCGGAGCUGGGGCGCACCUGCCUCGCCGUCCUCAUGGUGGCGCCGUUCUCGCAGGCGCAGGUGGCAGAAGGUCUCAGGAGCCUGGUGCAGGAGGCCGACUGCCUUCAGACGCUCAAACUGGACUUGGUGAGAUUAGUAACAGAAGCUCUGAGCUGCAAAGGAAACGGAAACUGACGUGGAACGUGAGCGCCUCCUCUGGUCCCACAAGUAAAUUUACCACUUAUUUUUCCUGUAAACUUCCAGAAAAAAAUCAAAAAUGAACAUGUAUAAGUCGCAGUUUUUGGGGGAAAUUUGUUUUAUAAAAUGAGAAACCAGGAGCCGACAUUUCCUGUGUGAAGUGAAGUUGUAGUAAAAACAAACGAAGAGAAGAAGAGACUGUGAACGUCACAACAACAGAACAAGUUUAACAAACUCCGUCUCACUCCAAAUCACUAAAUCACUUCAAUUCUUCAUCCUCGUGUCACUUCUGAACAACUCGACCUCAACAUCCAGAGUCUGUGUCACUCGUUCAUUCCUUUUUCAAAAUAAACCGGGUCUAAAAACCAGGUCUAAACCAGGUCUAAACCAGGUCUAAACCAGGACUAAACCCGGUCUAAACCAGGGACUAAACCAGGGACUAAACCAGGGACUAAACCAGGGACUAAACCAGGACUAAACCAGGUCUAAACCAGGACUAAACCAGGUCUAAACCGGGUCUAAACCAGGUCUAAACCGGGUCUAAAACAGGACUAAACCAGGGACUAAACCAGGGACUAAACCAGGUCUAAACCAGGUCUAAACCAGGUCUAAACCAGGGACUAAACCAGGGACUAAACCAGGGACUAAACCAGGGACUAAACCAGGACUAAACCAGGUCUAAACCAGGACUAAACCAGGACUAAACCAGGUCUGAACCAAGACUGAGUGUGAGGACGGGCUUGGAGGUGCACCUGCGUAGACCGUCAGGUGAUCAGGACUGAGACCGGGACUAAGACCAAGACUGAGAUCUGGACCAGACCGGGACUGACACCGGUUCAGCCGUUAUCCGUUUUUUCUAUUCUUCAUUUAAACACAAAAUCGAAAACUGAAAAAUCUAAUCUUUAUGUGUUUUUUCAUUUUGGUUUUGGGGACAAAUAAUGAAGAAAAUAGUCGUUUUUUCAUUUUCCUAUUUUUGGUUUUAUUUUGAAAAACAAAUGAACGACUGACAUGUGGAUUCUUGGAGGUCUCAGACUCAGUUCAGUUAGAAUUAUUUGUGUCUUUCUGAAUCUCGACAGGAUGGUUUCGGUGUCACUGAAGUCCAGACUUUGUCCAUCGUCCAGUGACUUCAGGAAAGUUUCACGGUUCAUCCUCCUGGUGUCACAAGUUUCUCUCUCACUCCAAACUUUCUUUCUGCUGCUCCAUUUCCGUUUUCAGCUGCAGAUUUCACGACUCGCAGUUUGUAAAUCUGCAGAAUCAGAUUUUGUUUUUGGGAGCGUUUGUGUUCAGUCUUCUCAGUCGUCUUGAUAAGUUUUGAAAAAUGUAAUUUAAGUUUGGAAAAAUUUAAUAUAUAAGUAGUAAAAAUAAGGAGAAUAAAUCGCAGGAAAGACCCAAACCAUGAAAAAAGUUCGACUUGUUGUCUGAAAAAUAUGAAAUGCAGGUUAUUGCAAAGAAUUUGACAUCAUUUUAAAAGUGAUUAUCUUGAAGUCCAGCUCAAUGAUGAGGUUGAGGUUGGUCCAGAUCUUUUAGUCCUGCAGAAGAUCCUUUCUCUUUACAUUUUUGGUUCCAAGUCCAAAUUUGUUUUCCAGUUGCUGAAGUUUUUCCAAAUGUUGUUUUGAAGCUGCUCAGUCAAUCACACAAAAUGAUUCUGUUUGUGAACAACUCAACCUGAAAACACGACAAAAAUAAAACUUUCAAUAUAAAAUCUUGAUCUGCUUCUAAACAUCCUGUGAAAAUUUGAGGUUAUUUCAACAAGAAACACCAAAAUUAUGUCAAAUUUUUGGGACACCUGUAGAUUAAAAGUUUGAAAGCUCAGGACGAAUCAGCUCCGUGGAAGAAAAGACCCCAAGACCUUUUACUUCAAAUCUGUUUCUGAAACCAAAAUUAUUAAAACAUUUCACUGAAUCUUGAGUUUUAAAUCUGCUUUUCUGCUUUACGUAACAGAUGUGAUCCUUUUAUCCUCUUAAUAUUUGAAUUUUAUGGGGAAAAUUUACAGAAAAUUUACUUCUGGGACCAGUUUGGACUCGGAAAAAGGUGAGACUAUCGAACUCCUACACUCCUUCUAAUGUUUCCUCCUCAAAAACAGAGCUGGAGUUGAGGAAUCAACGUUCGAAAAGAAAUCAGAAAAUAACGUGAUAAAGGACCUUUAAAAAAUACUGGGGAAAAAAUGGAUUUGAACUUAUUAAACCCGUCAGAUGCCCUUCCGUCUUCCUGUAAACCUUUGUGUCAGAUGUUCUUCCUUUUGGACUAAACUGAAAAUGUGUCAAAUCAAGAGUCGUGUUUCCCUCCUGUCGAUGCGUCUAAAGUCCGACACACACUUCAGGAUUUUUCGGUUUCAAACGAUUUUUAAACAUGCCACAAAAAGCGCAAACCAGAGACACGAGGAGAAUCUGAUGAGAUUUUAAAUCUGACGAGAUUUUAAAUCUGCGAACUCAAAGACGGCAGCAGGAUCCGUCUGCAGACCACAGGAUGUAAAGUUCUGGGUUCCCACGGUGAUGGAAAUCCUGGAAAAGUCAUGGAGUUUUCGUAUCUCUUUCCCGCAGCUCCAGGGUUCAGUUCAGUUCUCAUGAGGCUGCUGCGAUUAUUUUCAAACAUUUACACGUUUUGUUUAAAAGAGACGACAAUAAAUAAAUGCACUGACACGAUUUUGAAUGUUCAAAAACUAUAAUCCCAAACAAUCCACAUGUCAUUUGUCUUUCAAAAUAAAACCAAUAAUAAUAAAAGGAAAAAAACAACUAUUUUCUUCAUUAUUUGUCUCCAAAACCAAAAUGAAAAAACAGAUAAAGAUUUGAUUUUUCAGUUUUAAAUUUUGUGUUUAAAUGAAAAAUGGAAAAAACUGAUAACAGCCGUUUCCUGUUUUUGUGACUUAAACUGUUUUCAGUCCUGGUCUGGUCCCGGCCUCAGUCCUGGUCUUAAUCAAGGUCUGGUCCUGGUCCCAGUCCCGGUCUCAGUCCUGAUCUGGUUCCGGUCUCAGUCCCGGUCUCAAUCCCGGUCUCAGUCCCGGUCUGGUCCUGUUUACACACGGUUUAGGAAUAAAAUCUCGUUAUUUUCUCUGUUUUCUGAGUUUGUAUUUUCUGUCUUUUUGUGUCCGUCUCUUCUGCUCUGGACGUUCAGAUUUCUCGUCUGUUUCUGUUGCGUUGCUGAAGUUUCGAUCUGACAGAAACACACGAGAACGAGGAACACGACAGCUUCACAAUCGCACACGAAGACAAAAAGUCAAGUCACAAAGAAAUUGUCCUGUGGUGUGUGGCGGCCUGAACGGUUAAACUGUUUUUUAUUUAAUUUUUUUACUUUCAAAUGUAAAUCGUCUGGGUGUUGACGUGACAGAUCUGCAGAUGAUCCGUCACGUUUGGUUUCUCGGCCUGAUCGACGUGUCCUAAAUCACCUGUAAAUGUUUUUGUUCUUUUUUUUUUUAUAUUUAAUAAAAUUUAAUUGAAUUUGAGCUUUUCACUGUGAAGAGAAAUCAGGAUGUUUUUGUGCAGCGACAAAUGAGAAAAGUGGAAAACAUGAAUUUAUGCAUAAAACGACGUCAAAGAAUGAAUUUUGAGUU